AUGGCUAUCGAAUCAGAGGAAGUUCACCAUGAAUCAUCUGAAGAAUACGACUCUGAAGAAUACGACGAUGAUGAGGAGGUGCUCGAUACUGAGCAUAUAGAUGUGGAAAUGGAAGAAGAUGAUUUCAAGACACAGGAUGAAGAAGGGUUUGGGUCAGAAGAGGAAAUCGAUGACACAGCAGAGGCUAAUGAUCUUCAUUUGGGAGAUGUGGGUGGUGUAGGCUUCCCCAUUCACGAUCCAUCAGUUAAGUGGAAUAAGAUGAAGCCUCUUCUUGGUGAAAGGUAUGAAUCACCACAUCAGUUGCAACAAUGUCUCACUAAUUAUGCUAUUAAGGCAGGGUAUAACAUUACAUUUUCGAAGUGUGACACUGUGAGAUUAAUUGCCAAAUGUGGUUCUAAGAUGAAGUCUCAACCCUGUCCAUUAAGAGUUUAUGCUUCUUAG
Lactuca virosa is the source of this 441-nucleotide messenger RNA. NCBI's taxonomy places the organism in Eukaryota, Viridiplantae, Streptophyta, Magnoliopsida, Asterales, Asteraceae. The record is from the annotation of a GenBank genome assembly.